Messenger RNA from Strongyloides ratti, 1695 nucleotides. RefSeq names its product Prolactin-releasing peptide receptor. Gene Ontology annotation, molecular function: neuropeptide receptor activity; neuropeptide binding. Bases 1 to 1695 code for a protein of 564 amino acids. Gene Ontology annotation, biological process: G protein-coupled receptor signaling pathway. NCBI's taxonomy places the organism in Eukaryota, Metazoa, Nematoda, Chromadorea, Rhabditida, Strongyloididae. Gene Ontology annotation, cellular component: plasma membrane; neuron projection. The record is from RefSeq and is a predicted model, not a curated record. The transcript has 4 exons.
AUGGUUGAAGUGGUGGAUUAUUAUGAUUCUCCUGGAGAAAUUUAUUCCUUCGGGAAUUGUACAACACUUAAUGAGUACGUAAGACAAACGUCAAAUGACUGGUCUACUUAUUAUUCUGUAUGGUUUAUUUUUGCUGUUAUAUAUUCUAUAAUUAUAAGUUUGGGUAUUGUUGGAAAUUUAUGUGUAGUUCUUGCUGUAAUAAGAACAAAAUCUUUACAAACAGUUCCAAAUUAUUUUAUUAUGUCACUUAGUUGUUCAGAUAUGGUUGUUUCAACUAUUUCAGCAACUGUUACUCCAUUUACUGCUUUUGCAAAAAAUUGGUAUUUUGGAAGACAUGGAUGUAUGAUUUUUAAUACUUUAGGUGGAAUGUCAAUUAUAUUCUCAACAUUAACACUUACUGCCAUAUCAAUAGAUCGCUUAAUUUUAAUACGUUAUCCAAUGAAAACUCCAAUAAAUCAAAGUCAAGCAUUUAUAUGGAUUUUUUGUAAUGUAGCUGCUGGUAUAAUAUUUUCUUUACCAAGUGCAUAUCAUAGUGAAAUUCAAGUAAUUUCAAAUAUUUGUGGAGAAUUUUGUGAUGAAAAUUGGGGUGAUGAUAAAGAUAGUUUUCGUAUGUAUUAUUCUGUUCUUAUUUAUGCUGUACAGUUUGUAAUACCAUUAACAAUAAUUAUUAUAUGUUAUACAUUAAUAUCAUUAAGAUUAAAUCAAAGUUUAUUACUUAAAAAAGCAAAAAAUAAAAAUGGUUGGGAGACAGAUCAAGAAAGAGUUGCUGUUAAAAGAAAAGCAAGAACAAAUAGAAUGUUUAUUGGUAUGGUUGUUGCAUUUAUAUUAUCAUAUCUUCCAAAUGUUGUUUUUAAUAUAUUAAGAGAUUUUAAUCAAGUACCAAAAUUUAUUAGUGAACAAGGUUAUUUUUUUGGAAUUGUAAUGCAUUGUAUUGCUAUGACUUCAACAAUAUGGAAUCCAUUGUUAUAUGCAGCAUUAAAUUAUCAAUUAAGAGCAGCAUUUAUAGACUUAAUGCCAGCAUGUAUUCAUCGUAAACUUGCAUUUUUAAAGAAAAAAGAAACACGAGGAUCAUUGAGGCAAAAAGGUGGUGUAAAUGCAAAAGUAAAAACAUAUGUCAAUUGCAAUAAUGUAAUUAACGAUAACUGCCAUCUAGAACAAAAGUCUUUAAAUAUAAAUUUUGAUAAAAAUGAAGAAAGCCAUUUGACAGAUGAAAUAAGUGUACAAAUAACAUUAACACCAUCAAAUAAAUAUUCAAGAGGAGAAUUAUUUUACAAAAAUCUUACAUCAACAUUACAAAGAAUUAUACCAAAUUCUAUUACUAGUAAAAUGGAUGCUUUUAUUGUAUCAAAUCAUCUUUCACAUAAUAAAAAGAUUGUUUCAAAUAAUAUAAAAAAUAUUCCAUCAACACAAUAUUUUUCUCUUCCUGAUACAAAUCAAACUCCUUCUAUAAAUAAAUUUCAAGAAAUUCAAUUUACCAAUUUAGAUACUUUAAAAGAAGAUGAAGAAAAUAUAUUGGAAGAAAAAGAUAAAGAAAAAAGUGAUUUAAGUCGAAAAAAUGUUUCACAAAUUCCUCAAGUUGUUAUAUCUGAUUAUAGUGAUGUUAAUGAAUCUGAAGAAAGUAAUGAUAAUGAAAACCUGCAAUUAGUCCAUUCUGAUUCUGUUUUAAGAUAUGAACCAUCAGAUACUGUUCUUUAA